CCGCAACCAGGCGGACAGACAGCGAUCUACUGGUCCCAUUGUCGCACCGAGGCUUAAAUGGCAGACGCAGACGAAGAUGCCAUACCUACAACGUCCGCCUCAGGCCCAGAUGACCUCGAAGAUGAAACGCAAGAUUUCCGAUUCCUCGCUCAACUCACAUCCACGAGUAGUGGGCAAACCAUAGUCCCCAAGCGAGGCACAAAAGACUUCGAGCCGAACCCUACACGAUCACAAGUCUCUGCCCUCGAUGCGUCACGCCUGGCCAUGCACACUGCCCUCAGCGCGGUGCGGGUACACACAGGGAAGCAUGUUGUAGGACAAUACCUCCCAGAUGAAGAGGACUGGAGAUGGGACGACAAUGGCGCCGGAGUGAGGCACGGGCGAUGCGUCGUGGUCCCGAUAUUCAAGGGCACGCACUCGAAAGUCAUGGGCCUGGCGGACAGAUAUAAUCGGACUUGGUUGCUGCCCGAAGAGGCACUGUUUCUGCUGGAAAGGGGAACUUUGGAUAUAAGAUGGCCUGAUACUGAGGAAGAUGAAGAGCAACAUGAGCCAGAGCAGGAGCAGUAUCAGUCGAUACAAGGUGACGCCGCAUCCCAAGUACCGACGGACCAGGUUGACAACGAGGACAACUCGCGAUCUCAGCAAGAGAUUGGUCCGAAGAUUGGCGAGCUGCCUAUGAGUUUACAAGGUGCAUACGCCAGCUUCAUCGGCAAAGACUGCCUGACUCUGGAACGAUACACUGUAUACGCCGGGCUGAAGAGAACCGGUUAUAUUGUCCAGCGAGCGCCGACAUGGCAUGACCACGACCCGCCUCAGGUCAACGGACAUAUGCAUCCACAGAUCGAGUCUCGAGCUGUUACUUCCACACCGCCUCCAUCAACACCUGCCGCCAUCGCACCGCACCCAACUGCACUCUCGAAUGCCGCCAGCCUGGUCCACAGACUAGUCUCGUGGCUCUUCCGACCGCACCACGGCGAGGCCUGUCCGGCCCUUGGUCCACUCCUCGGGCCAGGCCUGUACAGGAAUUACACAGAUAUAUUCCGGGCAUUGGCAUUGAUACCGUAUCACGACCCAAGCAAGACGAUAGCCCCAUCUGCUUCCAUUACCGACGUCGACUCUCCCUCCUCUCAAUCCAGAUCAAACCCUCGACCUCCGUUCCGCGUGCACUUCCACGUCUGGAAAGCCAGCGGACAGAACGCAUACCGCAAAACAGCACCUCCCCCGCCAGACUUCCGUGUCGCCGUGAUCGAUGCGCGGACGACAUCUGUGCCGACACUCUCGGAGAUCGGAGACUUACUUGACUCCCAGCCCGACGAUGCAUUGUCGAAGGAGAAGGCAGGCAGGCUAGAGACCCGCAUCAAGCAUGGGAGGAAAAACGUCCUGCUUGCGGUCGUGGAUAUGGGCGUUGUAAGUUACCUGAGGUUGAGCGACGCGUGUUUCGGGGCGGAGAAGUUGUACGAGGAAAAAGCCCGAGCUGGAACAAAAGGAAAGAGACCUCAAGGGGGAGGGGCUGGAAAAAAGGGCCAGCAGGCGCAAAAGCAGCAGAAUCAGCGAAAGAGUAGUUAAUGAAUGGGCGGCAACCAGACUAAUACUGACAGGGCAGUUGGGAGGAUUAGGUAUAUGUAGGGUGGCGUUGCGAUACUUUUGCACAGAUCGUGGCCCAUCGAUGGUCUUAUGGAUGGAUGGUAUGAGUCAAGACGCUGAGCAUGAGUCUCGAGGCGCCAAACCAGCAUAGAUAUGAUACCCCGUUAGAUAUUACACGCAAGAGAGCAUGAGCUGAC
Messenger RNA from Exophiala xenobiotica, 1781 nucleotides. RefSeq lists its product as uncharacterized. Gene Ontology annotation, cellular component: tRNA-intron endonuclease complex. The transcript has a single exon. Bases 58 to 1566 code for a protein of 502 amino acids. The record is from RefSeq and is a predicted model, not a curated record. Lineage: Eukaryota; Fungi; Ascomycota; Eurotiomycetes; Chaetothyriales; Herpotrichiellaceae. Gene Ontology annotation, biological process: tRNA-type intron splice site recognition and cleavage.